AUGCCUCGGCGCCCGAAGAACAAGGCCCGUGCCCGGGAGAAACGCCGCGGUGAGGCUCAGGGUGUCGGGGGUGCUCCUGCUGCUGUAGCAGCAGCAGCAGAGGAGCCCCCCCGCGCUCCCCCGGGCUCCCCGGAGGAGGCGGGUCCAUCUUCACCACCCGAAGGUGGCCCGGCCCCUGGGUCUCCUGGCACAGGGUCCCCAGGCCUGCCAGGCGACCAGGGCGCCGAGAACCCGGCCGCGGCUGCGGCCCCGGCCGCCCCUCUGGCCAUUCGCAAAACGCCCCUGAUCCGCAAGGCCAGCAUGCUGGUGCAGUUCCUGCUGGAGAAGCACAGCUCCGGGGAGCCCCUGAUGCGCGUGGCGCUGCUGAAGAUCAUCGGCAGGAAGUACCGCGAGCACUUCCCCGAGAUCUUCAGGCUCACCUCCCAGCGCAUGGAGCUGGUCUUCGGGCUGGAGGUCCGGGAGGCCGACGACCGCGGCCAGUCCUACACGCUGGUCAGCAAGCUGGCCCAACCCGGCGAGGGCACCCUGGGCGGCGGCAGCAAGGGGCUGCCCAAGUCCGGCCUCCUGAUGGCGCUCCUGGGCGUGAUCUUCAUGAAGGGCAACCGCGCCAGCGAGGAGGAGGUCUGGGAGUUCCUCAACGUGCUGGGCGUGCAGGAGGGCAAGAGGCACCUGGUCUUCGGUGAGCCGCGCAAGCUCAUCACCCGAGACCUGGUGCGCCAGGGCUACCUGGAGUACCGCCCGGUGCCCGCCAGCGACCCUCUGCGCCACGAGUUCCUGUGGGGCCCGAAGGCCCGCGCGGAGACCAGCAAGAUGCAGGUGCUGCAGGUCAUGGCCAAGAUCAACGACACGGUGCCCAGCUCUUACCCCCAGCUGUACGAGGAGGCUCUGCUAGACGAGGAGGAGCGCGUGGGGGCCAGACCCCAGGCCAGGGGGUCUGCCGCGAAGGGGGCCCGUAGCAGGCGCCGCGUCUAG
This is a messenger RNA of Enhydra lutris kenyoni (northern sea otter), 972 nucleotides long. Its product is annotated as melanoma-associated antigen B17-like. The record is from RefSeq and is a predicted model, not a curated record. Gene Ontology annotation, biological process: negative regulation of transcription by RNA polymerase II. NCBI's taxonomy places the organism in Eukaryota, Metazoa, Chordata, Mammalia, Carnivora, Mustelidae. Gene Ontology annotation, cellular component: nucleus. Bases 1 to 972 code for a protein of 323 amino acids. The transcript has a single exon.